Molecule: messenger RNA, 946 nt
Organism: Asparagus officinalis (garden asparagus)
Lineage: Eukaryota; Viridiplantae; Streptophyta; Magnoliopsida; Asparagales; Asparagaceae
Exons: 2
Coding region: 191-517 (108 amino acids)
Molecular function (GO): zinc ion binding; nucleic acid binding
Source: RefSeq, a predicted model, not a curated record
UGAGAGGUAUGAGACCCUUAAGUCCAUAUUGCAAAGCAAGCUCGAAAAGGGGAAACCAGUGGGGCCACAUGUUUUCCACAUGAUAGGCCUGUUUGACAGGAUGGCUCGACUUGGGAACCCUUACAAUGUUGAGAUGGCUACGGAUAUGAUCCUGUAUUCCUUACAUGAUGGAUUUGCCAAUUUUAGGUAGAUGUAUCACAUGGGAGCCAUGGGUAAGACCCUCAAUGAGCUGCAUGCUAUGCUCAAAACUGCAGAGCAAAAUGUCUUGGUUGAACCUAGGAAGGAUGUUCUUACGGUCAACAAAGGGAAAGGGUUUAAGAAAGGGCCACAGAAGAAGCAACAGUCCCAAGGGAAGGGCAAGACAGUUGUUCCACCUAAGGGAAACACACCUAAAAUAAAGGUGGCUGCUGAGCAUGACUGCUUCUACUGCAAGGCUAAGGGGCACUGGAAGAGAAACUGCCCCAAAUAUCUGGAAGAUAAGAAGAGGGGUGCCUCUGCUUCAGGGACUACGAAAUAGGAGACGGUUGCAGAAGGGUGAGAUAGAUCUUCGCGUUGGAAAUGGAGCAAGAGUUGCUGCACUUGCCAUUGGAGAUUAUAGUCUACCGCUACCUUCUGGCUUGGUUUUAGAACUUUAUAAUUGUUAUUUUGUUCCUUCUAUUACUAAGAAUUUGAUUUCAAUUUCAGUUUUGAACCUUGAGGGUUAUAAUUUUGUCAUUAAGGAUUCUUUUUCUAUUUUUAAGAAUGAUAUCUUUUAUGCUCAAGCCCAUAUGAAUAGUAGUGGACUAUACAUAUUGGAUCUCAAAUCUGAAGUUUAUAACGUUGAUACAAAACGGCAAAAGUCGAAUGACAUAAGUGAAGCCAAUCUAUGGCAUUGUCGCCUAGGCCACAUUAGCAUUAAACGCAUGAAGGAACUCCAAACAGUUGGUAGCCUAAAGUCAUUUGAUUU